This is a messenger RNA of Pieris rapae (cabbage white), 4176 nucleotides long. RefSeq names its product putative thiamine transporter SLC35F3. Bases 268 to 1743 code for a protein of 491 amino acids. The record is from RefSeq and is a predicted model, not a curated record. The transcript is spliced from 9 exons. NCBI's taxonomy places the organism in Eukaryota, Metazoa, Arthropoda, Insecta, Lepidoptera, Pieridae.
UAUUGACAGAUCUGAGAUCGCCAAAGUCAAGAAUUAUAGGAAAUUAUGAAAAGCUUUCGGAAAAAAUACUUGUUAUUAUUGCGUGCAAUUAAAGCAUACAUUAAUAUUAGUUAUUGUAUUGAUGAUAGUAUAGAGAAAUUUUGGCUUUUGUGAAGAUGUGAAUCGGUUUUAAAAAUAUUCAUCAACAUAAGAAAACCUGAAAAAAAAUUAUGCGAACACUAGAUGUGAGAUGGAUGAGAUAAUCAUGAUGCUUUAAAUUAAAACAAUAUGGCAAGGGAUGGAGACGUCCCAACGAUCUUCAAUCCUAAAAGAGUGCGUGCACCGUCUGUAAUUAUUACAAGCGAAGAGGUGGUAGAGGCUGAUCGCAGUAUUGAUGUCGAGAGGGAGCGGCCAAAUGGGCCCCCAACACCUUUGAGUCCUCGGGCACCCUUGACGCCUCAAACAUCUGUUUCAUCAGCACCACCUCUUACUACCCAACCCUCGUUGCAGCAAACCUUCAGUGAAUCAGCAGCCAGUAGUCAGGAUGAAGAAAGGCAGGUCAGGGAUAAAGGUUGCCCGCGCUCUUGCUGUUCGAAGAUCGCUAAAAAGAUCUAUUAUGGAAUCUGUGUCACAUUUCUUCUGGUGGCAUCCUGGGUGACUGUAACGCAUUGUAUAAAAUAUUUAUAUUUACAAGAUUAUUCCCCUAUACAUAGUGCAGAUUUUUCAAUGUUCAAUAAUUAUACAUCAAGGUUUCGCACACAUCACUUAUAUAAUGCACCAUUCUUCACAGCAUGGUUCUGCACCAACUGGUUGAUACUAUUCUAUCCAAUAUAUCUUAUUGUAAUGCUCAUACACAAUAAGUGUAAAUCAGCAAAUGCUAUAGCAUGCAACGCAUUUAAUGAUUUUAAAGAAAAGGGCUUCACUUUUGCCCGUUUCCUCAGUCGCUGCAGUCUGUUUUGUCUGCUAUGGGUAGUAACAAUAUACAUGUACACAUACUCUCUCAAGAUUCUGUUGUCAACGGAUGUAGUUGCUCUCUUUGCAACCAAUGUUUCCUGUAUCUAUCUUCUGUCCUGGGUCAUACUUCAUGAACAAUUUGUUGGAGUGCGGAUCGUAGCUGCCAUCCUCUGUGAUACAGGCAUCGCCCUACUAGCCUACAUGGACGGUAUCACAGGCAACUCUACCCUGGGCGGAGUCGUACUAGCCGCCUGCGCAGCGGCAGGCUUCGCUAUAUUCAAGGUGCUGUUCAGAAAAGUGAUGGGUGAGGUGAACACAGGUCAACGAGCGUUGUUCUUUUCAAUCCUGGGUAUAGUGAAUGCCACAUUACUGUGGCCAGUGUGCUUGGCCCUUUAUCUCACUGGCACAGAGCUACUCCCAGCCCAUCGGAUGCCCUGGAUGCACUUGCUAAUAGCCAGCGUCGCCUUACUCGUAUUCCACAUGGGAUUUCAAUUCGGCAAUUUGGUGACGUAUAAUAUAUUCGUAUCAAUCGCGCUCAUCACUGCUGUACCUGUAUCAGCUGCUCUGGACGUGGUGCUUUAUGGCGUGUGCUUCGAAGGCAUGAAGCUAUCGGGAAUAAUACUGAUAACAGUGGGCUUCUCCUUGGUGAUGUUGCCCGAUAACUGGCCCGACUACAUCAUGAGGUUGCUCAGAUGGAGCCGUCGUCGUCAACGCGGGAAUGACGGUUCCGGUAGAAACCGAGACACUGUGGACUACCGCACCGGAUACAUACGCUCGCAUCUGAGGUCGCCGUCCGGACGUGUCAGGUGACCGCCUACACGAUAUUAAAAACGCUAUACUGUUUGGUUGUACACUUGUUUCUUCUAUUUAUAGGUGAGGUUUUUCGAAUCAACUGACUCCGAAGACAUUCUUAAUAUAAUUUGACACUAAAACGUGCCUUGCGUGUUUAAUUUCAAUAUUAUUUUUUUUCAACUACACUUCCUAAUGCAAUAAAAAAAUCAUCAUUAAAAUGCUUUAGUAACAUAAAACUGAUAUUAUAUUUUUUGUCUAUAAAAAAUUUGCCGCCUUUAUAAUAUCUUCGUGUCAAAACUUAACCUUUCAAGUAUUUGGAGUAUUAUUAUAAUUGUAGAAGAAAUAAGUGUCAAAUCAAUAUAACCUGACGGUUAGUCAAAACUGCCAAGCAAAACGUCGGAUUAUUCGUAAAACUUGUCAUUCCGAAACGCAUUUUAGCUCACACUCGAAUAUAAUUAGUUAGUAGCAGAACACUAUUUAUUCAUAUAGAAUAGUAACCCAGAAGAACCUAUAUUUAUGAUUUAUGAUAUUAUUAUUGAAUGACGGAUAUGCAAUUGUAAAAGGUUGUGUUAAAGUUGUCGUCAUGCAAAAUGCAAACUUGUGUUAGCUAAAGGUUUUCGGGUAAAAACGUCACUGGCUAUUCAGAAUAGGAAGGCGAAAGCAUCAAAAAAUUCUUACACAAAUAGCAAACAUUUGUUCUAACAUCUUUGAUACCCAAGUAGUAUUAGGAAUUCUCGUAGAUAUUUAGUAGGUCAAGAGUACAUACUAGAAGUGAAAUAUAGAGAAAUUAGACAAUGGUGCAUGUCGUACAGAAUCGCACAUUGAAUUAUGUGAAGUAUUUGGUAUAUGGUGUGGGUUUAUUUUAAGAGAACUAUGUAAAUUUUUUUUGGAAUCGAAUUGGAUAUUAUGGAAUCUCAUUUUAACAUUAAAGGUCGAUAUAGAUUGGGGCUAAUGUAUAGUUGCAUAAUAUUAACAAUUAUUUCCAUUCGUACGUUUAAUUAUCUACGUCUACUUAUCUACUAGUACUUACAGACUGAUAUGCACUCCUAUUUGGUUAUAUAAAUCGGAAUAAAUUUAAACGUCAAUAUUUAUGGUAUAGUUUUUUUUAUAAUAACUCAAAAUAAUCAGUGUGUUACGCAAAUUUAGUAACGUAAUAAACGUAAAACGUAACGAAUGGAUGGAAAUCUUAGUUUAAUAUGUGGUGUUCACAUUCGGCACAAAGCACGGGUCUGUUUAUUUUGUUUAUCUGCCAAUGUUGCUAAAGAAAGAACUUCGUCUAUAACGACCGAUAAAUAAAUAAUUGUAAUUGUAUGAAAUUACGUUAUUUGAUCCAAAAUAUAAUCUUUCGUUUAAAAAUUACAUAGAAAGUUAUUAAAGUUAAAGCACCUUUAGGAUAUAGGUUAAUUGAUGUUGUGAUUCCCGCCCUCUAGUGUAUAGUUAGACAACUUAUAAAAUGUAUGAAAAGUUUCGUUAAACAACUAUACCAGGAACACGGUUAGGCCAUAUUCAUUAUAAUUGCGAGAGAAACGUAAAGUAACAUGAAAAAACUGUUCUGCAACAACUAUUCUAUCUGUAAAUGAUAUUUGCAAGUUCAGUUUUAUUUAUUAAACGAGUUGUAAACAUAAGUUUGUUGAUUUAGUCCCCUAUAGAGUGUAGUAUGUUAUAGUUGUACGCAUUGCAAGUACUGUAUAUUGAAAGGCAUUUAACGAAAAUUUCCAUACAUUUAUAAACUGAGAAGUAGAUUGGCUUCCGAUAGGCGAUACGAAUUUAAAUUCUAGUCAAAUCUUCAUUUAUAUAUAAGUUGCAUGUUUAGUUGUGCAUAAAAAUAUAUUCCAAAUACGUAAUAUAGAUAUAAUUCACUUUAAUUUAUAAAUUUGAAUACACAAGUCGAAGCACUCUUCAAGGCUGGAAACCGAUUUGUUGCCCUUGAUAUUAAAUAUUGUUUUAGAUUAUAUUCCUAUAGAUGAAUGAGAAUACCUGGGGCAACAAAAGAAAAUAUAUUUUUGUUAAGUGUUAUUAAUGCAUAGUAUUUUAUUAAAAAGCGUACACUGAUCUAAUUAAAAUCAUGUCAUUUGAACAAUUAGACAACUCUUGAUUAUCGCUAACGGAGGAAUAUCUUUUUUGUAAAAUUACAUGCAUUUUAAUUUGUAAAACGUUUUGAAUACAUGUUAAGAUAAUUUACUACUUAGUUUUCUUUGAUUGGCGUUUUUCAUUUGGCCAUAAACAUUUUUGCUUAAUCAUCUGCAUUAUUUUAAUGGUGAACCUCAAAAAUAUGUUAAGUUUUUAAUAUUAGGAAAAUAUUAUCGACAAAUGCCUACUCAAAAAGGACUAUAAUUUGUAUACACUGUUCCUGUUUAAGUUACUUUUUUUGUCUAGUCGACGUCUAGUCUAUUUUAUGUUAAACAUUUUUUUCUUAUGUAUUUGUUUUUAAUAUAUGACUAGGUUCGUUAA